GGACGUCCAGAUGUUUACAAAACGAGGCGAAUCGCAAACAUUUCUGUUCGGACCGAGCCCGGAACAAAAGAUGUCAAAGUCCACCCAUGCCCCCCCCCUGAAAACACUGAGUUCACAUCAUCCUUCCUGUCCUCUCUCUGGCUUUUAUCACAUGAUGCUGGCUUUAAUCACAGGAGCAAAGAGCACACUGGCUGUUUAAUUGCUCAGAAGAAGACCCCGGACGUUGACGAAGCUUGCUUUUCUGAUUGACCAACUUCCCUUCCAUGGCAUCUGUCACUCAGGAUCAGAUCCGUAAGUUCCACACAGACGGCUUCCUCGUUGUGGACCGAUUCUUCAGCCUCCAAGAGUGCGACGCGAUGAGGGCCCGGAUCCAGAAGAUCGUGGACGCCAUGGACGUUCCCCCUCACUGCCGGACAGAGUUUUCCACCCAGGAAGAGGAACAGCUCCAAGCGCAGGGCAGUGCAGAAUAUUUCCUUACCAGCGGAGACAAGAUCAGAUUCUUUUUCGAAAAAGGUGUUUUUGAUGGAAAAGGAGAUUUUCUCGUGCCAAAAGAAAAGUCCGUUAACAAAAUCGGCCACGCCUUACAUGCCCGCGACCCUGUCUUCAAGGAAAUCACUCAUUCCCCCAAAGUGCAGUUGCUGGUGGAAAACAUGGGCCUCGAGAAUCCCGUCGUCGUACAGAGCAUGUAUAUCUUCAAGCAACCUGGUAUUGGAGGCGAAGUGACACCCCAUCAGGACGCUACCUUUCUCCAUACGGAACCCCUGGGCAGGGUUUUCGGUUUUUGGAUCGCCUUGGAAGACGCAACCCAAGAAAACGGAUGCCUCUGGUUCAUCCCGGGCUCUCACACGAGGAUCACACGGAGAAUGGUCCGGACAGCACCCGGCACGAUCCCCUGCACCGCGUUUGUGGGCACCGAGCCGGCGUACGAGGAUAGCCAGUUCAUUCCUGUGCCCGUUGGGAAAGGUGGUCUUGUACUGAUCCAUGGUGAGGUCGUCCAUAAAAGUGAGCCAAACCACUCCGAAAGCUCCCGCCAUGUCUACACCUUCCAUCUGAUGGAAGCCAAGGAGACCACAUGGAGCCCAGAGAACUGGCUUCAACCUACUCCCGAACUGCCGUUCCCAGCACUGUAUACUCACAAUUAACAAGAGGGAUCCUUGACGCUGGAAUGGUUGGCGCACGGGAGCACACACACCCCCCGGGUCUGUUUGCAGGCUACCGUGAUUUCAUCUUUGAACGAGAAGAUUAACCCUCAGGAUGGAGAGCGCGGGCAGAGGGUCCAGAAUCUGCGUGGAGCUGCAAUGGAGCUGCAAUCUCGGAGAUAAUCCUGCACAGUUAUUGUUACCUGCUGUCGGAUCACCCCCGGUCCCAGGAAUGAGUGACCUCUGAAACAUCCAGUCCUUAGCCGUCCUGCUCAGCUCUUGCAAAAUCAACGCGGUGGUCUCAUUUGCUGAGUCAAUCCAUCUCACAUGGGGGUCUUCCUCCUCUCCUGCUGCUCUCAACAAAUUCUGGAACACCUAGAACCCUGUAAUCCAUGGGACGGCAUGAAAGUUCUUGAGGGUUAGGCUUUUUUUCAGGCACGAUUACAUCACAAAUCUUCGCUUUACGAAGUGACAUAUAAUCAUCAGGGAAGAAAAUAUUCACCCAAAGCAGGAUCUUGUAUUU
Messenger RNA from Pogona vitticeps (central bearded dragon), 1662 nucleotides. NCBI's taxonomy places the organism in Eukaryota, Metazoa, Chordata, Lepidosauria, Squamata, Agamidae. The record is from RefSeq and is a predicted model, not a curated record.